This is a messenger RNA of Cyprinus carpio (common carp), 2532 nucleotides long. RefSeq names its product putative peptidyl-tRNA hydrolase 2. Gene Ontology annotation, cellular component: mitochondrion; cytosol. Lineage: Eukaryota; Metazoa; Chordata; Actinopteri; Cypriniformes; Cyprinidae. Gene Ontology annotation, molecular function: peptidyl-tRNA hydrolase activity; protein binding. The record is from RefSeq and is a predicted model, not a curated record.
CAAUACAGAUUCAUAACGCAUGUGCGCAAGAUAUACAGUAGGUGGCGGUAAUACUCACAAGGAGUGAACGGCCAUUGAACAAAAAAGAAUAAGAAGAAGUAGAUGACCCGGCAAUGUAAUCGACAUGACACAUGAACUUUGUGUAUACGGUAAUGUUUAGUUGACGUUUUGCUCCGAAAGCUAUUGUUGCAAAAAAAUAAUUCAAACUAUAAGCAGCAUUUAUAAAAUAAAAGGUUAAAAAUAAUCCCAUAUCACAAAUGACUUUAUGCCAAUUUGAGAGUGAGAAGACAAAACAAUCGCUCGUGAAGAAGCUCACGGUCUCAUUGGGUGAUAAUCGCUCGAUCAGUAGUGCAGUGAAGCAGACUUCGUUGUGAUCCAACCUACAGCUUUUAUAUAUCAAGGAGCGUCAGUGAGCCCCCUAUAAUCAGAAAAGACUGCUUUCUUCAAUUAAAACAAAUGGAGUCCCAGCAGGAAGUGAACCCUGUAUUCCUGCAGCAGCUCAGAGAAUUGGACAUACCCGAGGAGGCAGCCAAGCAGGCACUCUUGCACACACAGAAUGUGUCUGCGGAGGAGGCUGCAAUGUAUUACUUCAACAAACUAGAGAACGAGGAAGAGGGUGAUGAGGACCUGAUGUUCAAAAUGGUAUUUGUUGUAAAUAUGGAGCUGUCCAUGGGUGUGGGGAAGGUGGCGGCGCAGGUGGGUCAUGCUGCAGUGGGUUUGUAUCAGGCCUUGCAGGAGAAAAACAGUUGGAGGGAAAUGGCCUGCAGGUGGGACCAUGCUGGAGCUAAGAAGAUUGUGUUACAAGGCACUAACAUGGCACACCUUUUGGAGUUGCAGGCUCUUGCUAUGAGCCUCAGUCUUCCUACAAAGUUGGUACAGGAUGCUGGGCACACACAGGUGGAGCCAGGUUCAUGCACUGUGCUUGCCAUCAUAGGAGAAGAGGAGAUGGUGAAUAAUGUCACAGGCAGUCUGAAACUGCUUUGAGGAAACUACUGUAAUGCUGAGGAAAACUCUUCAAGUGUAGGUUUGUUGUGUACCACAGAAAGAACAGGGGUCAGCGUUUCCCCACAGUAGCAUGGUUUCCCUCAAGAUAAUGGUGCACUCAGUAAUUUUUUGUUUAUGUUGUGAUGACUUACACUGACACCUAACAAUGAGGAUGCAUAUUUACGCAAAAGCAAACCGUUCCUAUUACUGAUACCUAGCGGUGGGUUAUAUACUGUUAUAAUUUUGUCAACCAGUAUAACUAUUUGUGUAUUGUUGGUUAUGCCAAUGUUUCCUGCAGUUCUGAAACUCCAGCACCACAACAAAAGAACCCAUAUUUUACUCCAGUUGUGAAUGUGAGUUUGCAAUUUGAAUCGAAUGUGAUGUGAAAAGGUAGUGUACCACUAAAUAACGACAAGAGAAAAGGUCUUUCUAUUAAGCUGUCAUUGUGAGCGGCACACAAAACAAACAACGCAGAAUAUUCUUAUUUACAAACAACAUACAUUACAACUUUCACUUAAUGCUUAUGAAAAGUGAUCAAACUUUUUACUUCAGAAAUUGAGAACUUGGAUUAAAUUAAACUAAAUUAUAAUGGGUCAUUUUAUGUCGUUGCUAAAAGGUUGUCAGUAUUGUCAUGGAAGCUUAUCUGACUUGUAAAAUGGAGAAGAGGCUUCAAAAAAAAAAGGCAUCAUACUUAACUUGUAUUGUUUUUUUUUUUUCAUUGCUUGCAGUAAAAACAUAAUACAAAGAUGGUGUAAUCAAUAAAACACUAUAUUUAAAGUUCCAUUAAUGAGCUAUUAAUGAUAAAAUUCUCAAUUUUAUAGAUCGACCAUUACUUGGAAAUUGGAUUCACAAAGAUUCUCAUUUUUUAAGUAGUAGUUGUCAUAAAAACUAUAUAUUGUGAUGUAUAUUUGUCUCUAUAAUAUUGUUACAUUUUUGCUUGUAUCACACAUUCCUAUCAAUACUAUUGUAGAAAUGCAGAGUAAGCCAUGAUUUAUUUAUUAAUAAAAAUUAGUUUAAACUGACUGCUAAUGCAACCCACUUGAGGUGACUUCUAUUAAGCCACUGGAAUUACUUAUCUCAUAUGUUAUUUUAAAAAAAAUUUUAUUACAAUUAAUUUAUUUUGUAUGUUUUAAUUAAGGAAAAAAUUACUGAGUGAAAACUGUGGGAAAACACCUACAUACAGUAGUUUAACAACAGAUAUGUUUAAAUAAUUGCAUUUUAAAGCUCUUAAGUUAUGUAAGAAAACAAAUAUUAGAUAUUAUCAACAAGUCCCAGAAUUUCUAUAGAGCUAAAAAAAAAAUCUCCCUCAAAGAGGAGACGUGUCAAUUAAAUAGCAAUGUAAAAAAAAUGUAUAAUCACAUGUACUUGUUAUACUUAAUGUGCCUGUAGAACCCAGUGUUUUAAUGAUUGUGAAAUGAAAUAGCCAUUGUCAAAGUAUAAUGUAUAACAUGUUUCUUUUUAUUAUUAUUAUGGGAAUAUUUUUUAUUGUUUACAAUUAAAUGUACCCAAUCCCUUUGUGAUGAUAAAAUCAGCCUGUGUGUAGAUUCA